Fibroporia radiculosa is the source of this 4194-nucleotide messenger RNA. RefSeq lists its product as uncharacterized. The record is from RefSeq and is a predicted model, not a curated record. Gene Ontology annotation, molecular function: protein binding; RNA binding. The coding region runs from base 1 to 4194 and encodes 1397 amino acids. The transcript is spliced from 29 exons. Lineage: Eukaryota; Fungi; Basidiomycota; Agaricomycetes; Polyporales; Fibroporiaceae.
AUGGUCGAGGGCCACAAAGCGAGGGCAGAGGGAUCCGGACAAUCGACGACGACGGUCAAAGCAAAGGCCAAAGUGGGCGCGCGAACGCGUCAACAAGAAUCAACAAGUGGAAGGGCGCGGCCAUCGAUCCUCAGGCUCAGCGCAUGGCACAAAGCAGCCAUAACCUCCGUCAGCUGUCCCUUCUUCUCCCCUUAUAAGAGCCCUGAUACCCCCUUCUUCCCUCGUCUCUCUUUUCCCCCUCCACGGCCUCUCCAGCCUCCCCUACUACACACUUCCCUACCUACAAAGCUCUUCUUUUUCUACAUGCCUCCCAGAGGAAAUCCACCAGCUGGACGAGGUCGAGGCGGCCCUCCUGCCAGGGGUGGCGGUCCCGCUAUACGUGGCGGCGCCCCUACGGUAGGUCUGCCGUCGACCAACGCCCAUGUCACCACCAUCGGCGUGAAACGCACUGCUUUCGGUACUGCCGGUAGGCCUAUCACUUUGCAGACCAAUCACUUCGCGGUCAAAAUCCCCGACGCCAUCAUUCACCACUAUGACGUGAUUUAUCCCGAUGAAAAGACCCUCCCCGCAAGGCUAAACAUGGAGCUGGUCGAUCGCUUGCAGCGGGUCGUCGCACCGCAGAUAUUCACUCCACGCGCCGUUUAUGACGGCCGCAAGAAUAUGUUUGCCGCGCGCGAGCUUCCAUUUGGAGACAGUAACAGCCAGGAAUUCGAUGUCUCUCUUGGUGAUCCCGUGUCUUCGAGUGGCACAACUGGCACAGCUCCUAGAGGCCGCGGCCCCAAAGUAUACAAAAUCCGUUUGACCUGGGUCGCUAAGAUCAAUCCUGAGGUUCUUGCCCGCUUCCUCGAAGGGAAACAGUCGCAUGAUAACACAGUACUGACGGCCAUCACGGCGCUCAAUGUCGUGAUCCGACAGGAGCCAUCUCUGAAGUUUCCAUUCAACGUGCGAAGCUUCUUCACCGACCGCGAGACGAAGGACAUCGGCGGUGGGAUUAUCCUCUGGAGAGGAUACUUCCAGUCGGUUCGUCCCGCGGUCGGGAAGAUGCUGAUCAAUGUGGAUAUCAGCACUGGCACCAUGUACAAAGAUGGUCCCCUCCUGGGCCUUUGUCUUGCUUUCUUCGGCAAGAAUGAUCCCAAUGUCCUUGCACCCUCGCGCGGUUUCCCGGAUCGCGAACGUGUUCGCCUGCAGCGCUUCUUGAGUGGAGUCCGGGUCAUCACAAAGUCGCCUGGUCAGGCUCAGCAGGCGCGGAACACACCUCGAGUUGUCAAGAAACUAACCUCCGCUGGUGCCACGGCGCUCACAUUCACUAUGCGAGAGGGAGGGACAAUGACAGUGGCACAGUAUUUCCAGCGUACGUACAACUAUCGCUUGCAGUUCCCUGAUGUGAUCUGUGUGGAGGUUGGAAAUGGUGCCUUGAUCCCACUGGAGUUGUGUGAGGUUCCCAAGGGACAAAUUAUGCGCAAACAAGUGCCCCCUGAGAAGACGAAGGACGUUCUCGACUUCGCGACGAAGAAGCCCCCUGAGCGUUUGCAGAGCAUUGCAAACGGCUUGGGUGUUCUUUCCUACGGCCAGUCGGAAUAUGUGAGAUCAUUUGGCCUCAUGGUGGCACCCGAUGCUGCGCCUCUCUCCAUUCAAGCUCGGGUUCUCCAGCCGCCCACUCUCAAAUACGGAGCCGGCUCCAGACAACCGACCAUACAACCUCGUGAUGGCGCGUGGAAUAUGAUCGAUAAAAAGUUCUGGAGCCCCGCAAGGGUCGACCGGUGGGUCGUCGUCGUUUACGAACGCCAACAGCGCUUCACAGACCAACAUGCGAGGGAAAUGAUCGAAGGACUAAGGUCGGCAUGCAAGCAAGCAGGCAUGGGGUUUACCGACGAGAGACCAGUUGUUCGCUGGGAGAAUGGCCAAGGCCGUAUUGCUGAUCAAUUGAAAGCUGCUGGUGCCGAGUGCAACCAGAAGUCUGGAGGUUUUCCCCAAUUGAUUGUAGCAAUCCUUCCCGAGAAUGGUGCUGACAUCUAUACAGCCAUCAAACAUUUUGGUGAUAUUACUGCUGGUGUUGCGACUCAGUGUAUGAAGUCGGAUAAAUGUAAGAAGGCAAAGGCCCAGUACUAUGCGAACGUCUCCCUCAAAAUGAAUGUCAAGCUGGGUGGUAUCAACACGAUCCCGGAGCCGCGCUCUGUAUCUAUUCUCACUGAUCCACACAACCCCACGAUCGUCAUGGGUGCUGAUGUCAUCCACCCUGCUCCCGGGGCGGAAGGCCGCCCUUCUUUCACUGCCCUGGUCGCGAACGUGGAUUCGGAUACUGCCAAGUACAUUGCAGACUGCCGCGUCCAAACUUCGCGACAAGAGCUCAUUGAGGAUCUGGAGGCCAUGAGCGAGCAUAUGCUGAGAAUGUACAUGCAAUACCGGAGUGCGCGCGAGAAGAAGCCGAAUCCGGCACCGAAACGGAUCAUCUUCUACCGCGAUGGUGUAUCCGAGGGUCAGUUCAAGCAGGUUCUUGAACGAGAACUUCCGCUUUUGAAGAAGGCCUGCGAAAACCUGAAGAUCAACCCCACAAUUACCGUAGUGGUCGUCGGCAAGAGGCAUCAUGUUCGCUUCUUCCCUCAGCGUGCCGAGGACAGGGAUCGUAGCGGUAAUUGUCCGGCGGGUACGGUUGUCGAUCGCGAGCUAUGUUUGGGGUUAUCUACAUUGCUUGGAACAUCGCGUCCGGCACACUACAGUGUGCUGCACGAUGAGAACAACUUUACACCGGACGGUCUGCAGGCUUUAUCGUUCGCGCUGUGCCACGUCUAUGCGCGCUCGACUCGAUCUGUGUCCAUCCCCGCGCCUGUGUACUAUGCGGAUAUCGUCUGUGCGCGCGCCAAGAACCACUACGAUCCCUCGGGCGGGUUGGACUUUUCAGACUCGGCGACGCAAGUGGACCAGCAGGCUGCAGACAAGAACCUGGAGGUCUUCAAGCGAGGCUUCAAGCCGCUUCACAAGAACAUGUCGGUUGAGGCUACCGCGUUUGACACGUCCGCUUUUUUGUGGGUGGCCUUUGGCAGUAGGGUUUCGCCCCUUUCCGCUGCCGAGAUCAGUCAGUGCGUGGAUGCCCCGGCAGCAAGUUAUACUGACGCAGCUUUCAUCUCCGGUUUAGUGGAUAUCAUCGCGAACUCACGCCUGUACUAUGCCACUGGCUUCUUCAACUCGAGAAGCCUGGUCCCUGCGGAUAUAAGGGCCCAAGGAGUGCCUGUCUGUCUCGACUUCGGGCUUGGGCUCUUCGGUCUUAUGCAACAUAUCCUCGUGCAAUAUUUCGAAACAAUACGUAUCCUUGUGGCGCUCAGCUCUUUGGCUUUGCUCUUAUACCUUUCUCUUCUGCCCCACAAACCGCAAGUCAACAUGCCGUCUCAUCGAAACAUGACCAGGAGGAAGCCCGUCCCGAGAUACUUACCAGACUCUUCUUCGUCGCUAUCGAGGUUGAGCACACAUAUCAAACGUCUGUCUUUCAUUCAUACCGACAAGGACGUGCCUCCACUCCCAGAAGAAUUGGCUCGCAGGGCUGCAGCAAUAGUAGGUCGGGAAAAACGCCGCGGCACCAUCUUCACCGAUGAGGACGCCGCUUUAUGGGAAAAACCACAGACGUAUCCAGUUUCUCUACGAAUAGCACCCGUACAGGAAAUACAAGACACCCCAGAGGAGCUGGCAAGUUGUAGGCAUCCUCCAUUACCCCCUAAAGAUUUCGGAACACCGAGCUCAGGGGAUAGUGCCGACGCAACGCCCUCGUCCUUCCACUCAAGACGUUCUUUGCCUCGCAACUACCGCCCACCGACACCACCACUUCCUAGAGAUCAUCCAGAGCGUCGUAUGCGUGUGGACAGCGACGUUCCAUACCCAGAGCAACGCACUGCAACGUUUGAUACGAUAGGCGCUCAGCAACCAAACGGUGCGGUCGGGAAGCUGACCCCCAUCAUAAGUCGCCCUAUGGGCUCUCAAAGGGAACAUGCGUCGACGUCGGCAAUGUGCUCCACGGAGAACAUGCGCACCCGGUCCAUCCUGUCGCAAGGUGCUCAAUCAACGAAAUAUGUGCGGCCACCAUCGUGUUCCUCUUCUGCAAACGGGUCAAAACGGCACUGUGGAUCGUUGUUCGGCAUAUGGGGCGAUGUCAAGAGUCUCGGAUUCCACCUACGUAUUAAGAUAUGUCAUAUUCUCCGGGCAUAA